CGAACUCGAGCAGGGGAGAUUAGCAGAGCGCCUCGCUAAGGAGAGGUGCACACGAACACGUCGUCCUCACUUUUGGUUAUAUAUCUUUCUUUAGUUGAUGACUGGGUCUGGGUUUCUGACGUGGACUCUCUUUUGCACAAAUGUCAGCAGCAUCCUGGUUUAACUGAAAGGUGACCAUCCUGUCAAAGUACUACUAGCCGGUUCUAUUUUUGUGGAGGAGAAGGGUCAAAAGGCAAACCUCGAAGAAGUUCGCUCUCGAACGCCGCACUUUCUCUAGGACCCUUUUUUUUUUUUUUUGGCCAUGUUGUCGGCAGAAGCUGCUAGGCAGUUUUUCCAAGAAUGCAUCUUUGGCAGAGGGUCUGUUGCUUGCAGUAGGAGAGAGUCCUUUUCAAAUCAAUGUGGGCCUUUGUUGCCUCGUACAGGAAGUUGUGCAACGGUUCAGUUGAAGAAUUUCAGCACCACUAGAAGCUUGCUGAGGUCAAAGAUCGGUCUGAAUUAUCAUGGAUUAGAGUUUAGAGAAGCGAUCAUCAGGCAUAGGCAAUGUAAGUCCAGCUGGACUCGAUGUCCUUUUCAAAGGGAAAGGCAAGAAUCCACACUCAGGGGAAAUGAGAGGAAGAAGGAAAGAUCGUUUUUAAUUCAUGAGAAUGAUCGAAACAGAAGGGCUGCAAAGUGGAACUGUAGCACUGGUGAUGCUGCGGGAGGAAGAGGAGGGGGAGGACGAGGAGGAGGAGGAGGAGGAGGAGGAGGGAAAAGAGGUGUGGACAGACCACUGCAAGAGAGUGGAAGAGGGGCAGGAAAGAGUAAACAGAAUGAGGGAAGGAAAGGGGCACCAAAGCAGGGAGUGCAAAGAUCGGGGGAGAAGUGGAAGAAAGGCAGGGAGGAGCAAGGGGCUGUUUUGUCAAAUGCAGAAGAUGGGAUCAUGAGGAACAUAUCGCCACGACGUCUCCCUAGCGAAGAUGAGGUCCUACAAGCUCUUUACAGCGAUAAUUCUGCGGACUCUGUUGUGGACAGCAUCAUUAGAGCUUUAGAUCAUGGAGAGGUUGCAGGCUUUGAUGGUAAUGCGCCCUCCCCAUCAACUGCCGGAGAGGAGAUCGAAGGAGGUGGUGAUGUUAGGAGUGAGCGAGGAGGAGAGGAAAAGCGAAAAGGCGGCAGAAGUUUCACCUCCACCUCCUCUACAGAAGAGAAUAAGGCUGGGCAGAAGAGAAAGGGUGUAAGAGGUUUCAAGGAUGUAGAGAUCGAAGACUUAUGGGAUCAGAGAGUGGAAAAGUAUGGGCGUAAUUUCUGGGCUGGGGAGGUGAUUGGGAAGGCUAAACCAGGGGAUUUUGGUAGUCAAACUACUUUUCUGUUCACUCCUACGACCGAAGAACAGGACGUCGAGAGUGAUAUCAGAUUCAGGGUAUACCAGUACACCGAAGAAGUGUCAAAGAUGGAUGAGGACAAGCCGAUCCAAUUUUUCUUUGUGUUUGUGCGCCGACCUUCUGAGACGCCGCGGCCCCGGUUCUUUAAGCCGUGGGAUGUGUGGCGUCUCGUCGGUCAGAUCGCAGUGCAGGCUUCCCCAGAGGAGGUGGACAAAUGGGAGCUUCAUCGGUGCCUGUCAACCAAACACAAAGAGGAUAUCCUUCAGAGCGCCGGUUGGCAUGCGGAAGACAUAGUUUUUGUGCGAAACCCUGUACUGGAUGUUCGAUUUGAACCGCAAAGGCCAUUCUUUGAACGUAUGGAGGCCCUGCUGGACCCUGCUGUGGAGGAUGCUGCCCCACAACAGAGCCUUUAUGGUCGAAUCUGUGAGCACCUAGGUUUAGACAGGCACACGGGCAGUAGACUGCAACUCGAGGCUGCUUAUCGCAAGUCGGAUGCUGUGACAAAGCAGAGAAUAUGGGUCGAUGUGUUCAAUUCCCUACCGGAGCCAUUGUUAGGCCCAUGGACUCCACCUCCUUUUGCGGGGAUGCGAGAUCCAGAUGACCCACCGGUAACGAAGAAGGAGAGGGAGAGGUGGAAGGAAGAAGGGGGUUCGGAGCCCUCUUCUUCGCGCACGGUGAUUGCCGCCGUCCGACCGUUUAGUUUGGCAAAUUUGUUCUGGGAGAUUGUCUCGCUGAGACAUAUCCAGAGAUUUGGACUUGAGAAAGCUCUUCAGCCGACGUAUUCUCCACCCCAGGAGUCAUAAUUAGGGACAAAGAAAUAUGCUGGAAGGCUACCGUCUUCACCCGAAUAGAACGGCCGGUAUUUAUCGCCAUAUCUGGGCUGAAAGCUGUGCCAAAUACAGCUAUAAUGACCGGGCGUUCUAUUCGGGUGAAGACGGUAGUACGGUUUUGUUUCUUAACUCUUUUCCAUUUCUCGUGUACAGUGUCUAAGGGCCUUACACCAGUACUCUCCACGUGCACAAAAGACAAACUAUGGCGGUGUAUCUUUUUCCAUGUUUUAACGGAAUAUUCAGUCUCAUGUUGCUCAUCGGGAGAGUAGUGGAGCGAGGCCUAAGUAUUCCCAUAUGCCAAUUACGUCUCUUGCUGAACCGUCUGAUGUCUGCUUGAUUGUUCGUUUCUGCCUCAUUGGGCGACUGCAACUAUAAUUCUUCAUACUAGUGGUUUGGGGCAUGCUUCCCUGUACUGUGUUUUUGGGUCAUUAUUUGGUGGAAAUCAGACGAUGUCAAUGAGCCGGCAAGAAUCGACGUCAGAUAUCAUCCGCUGGAUUGCAAAUCCUAAGCAUAGACAUAGCUCAGUGGGGUCUACUGCCCCUUAGCACAGCACUC
This is a messenger RNA of Chara braunii, 2743 nucleotides long. Lineage: Eukaryota; Viridiplantae; Streptophyta; Charophyceae; Charales; Characeae. The record is from the annotation of a GenBank genome assembly.